CUAGGGCAUCCGUUGGAACCCUGACAGCGUGCAGAGUCAUCUGGGCCAAAGGAAGAUGUUUCCUCGUGGUCCUUCAGAGGACCUGCAUGACUUUCUUGCUCAGUAGGUUGUCAUCUUGGAUCCAGGAAAACCCAUGUUUCAUUUUAGUCACAUCCUUAACUUUAUGCACAUUGGAGAGAGGAAUCCUUUGGGCCUCCUGGGUCUUCAGAGUCCUGGUGUCUCAUGCUUUCUAAGAUGUUUCUCUCUCUUGGCCUUGGCUUCGCUGUCUCCUUGUUUUAUUGGUAUUGCUGUGAGAAAUGCAUGCUUGGUGUCAUCUAUCCGGAGCUGGGCUGUGUCUUAUUUUGUGUUGAAAGCACUUAGAACCCCAGCAAAACACUAGUGUAGUUUUGUGGUGUAAGCCACAGAGCCCCUGCCUCAGUCUUAAUUUGUGUGUGGCCUUUGCCAAAAGGAACAUAUUGUAGCCACAUCUCUGUAGGCUUCAGGCUGUCCUUAAGAGCCUCCGCUCCCAGCUGGGAGAUAAUGUGGAGUUGUCACUCAUCACACACCCAUCAGCUCCUUCUGGCUUUCUCUGACCAUUGGGAGGUUGGUAGAUUUCUCCAGAGGGAUCCCAUCCCUGAACGGCCAAUUGUGGUUCCUUCUGACAGGCCUCAGCCAUAUCGCGCUCUGAAGGAAUCCGACAGUGGUGAUGGAGAAGAAGGCAUCAGUCCUGAGAGAUUCCAGGAUGACCACCAGGUUGACCCAACCACUCCAGAAAGCCCUGCAGAUAUUAGUCUUCUGGAAGACAUUUUCACAGGACUGGAGGUGACGUCGCAACCACAGCCUCUCAGCCAAGCCAGGAGCUUGGAAGAUCUGAGGAUUUCCAAAGAGGAAGAAGACCAACAAUGCUCCUUUGAUUAUCAGCGGAUGGACCUUGGUUUUGUUGAAAAGAGCUGGACCACCCCAGGGAUGAAGCUUUCUCACCCCUAUAAGCAGUUCUGGGGCUUAGGCCACGACGACAUGGCCCUUUCCACCAAAUACUCCCCCAAAUCUCCCGAGAGACCCCUGAGAAACGUGCCCCCUGUUCCAAGGAAGCCUCCCAGCAGAGAUGUCAUUCUGGACCUUCCCGAGAAGGACGUUGGAAGUUCUCCCGCUGCCCAAGGGAACAUCACCAUCCCGCGACCCCAGGGGAGGAAGACGCCCGAGCUGGGCAUCGUCCCACCACCGCCUCCACCCCGGCUUUCCAAGCAGCAGGCGCCCCCAGAAGCUACCCCCUGCCUCGCAGAGCCUGGCCACCUGGCCUCAGAGCUCCUGCAGGAAACCUUUGCAGCCAGAAAUGUCCCUCUGGACCGGCAGGUGGCUAGUUUUGCUCCUCCCCAAGUCCAGCUUUCAUCCGCUGCCAUCCCUGAAGGAGGAGAACUGCUCCAACCAGUCAAGGUCAACGCAGAGGGCAUGAGCGGAGACAGCGACUCUCUCCUUGCUCUCCUGGAUCCGCUGAAGUCAGGGGAAGCUCAGGAUGCCCGCUUUCCAUCCGGCUCCAGGAGCCAGCUGGGUUCCUCAUCUCCCAGCCCUGCCGGCAGCUUCCCAUCCACAGAGGAAGACCUCAUGCCCUCCACAUCAGCACCGUUCCGUCAACUGCUGGGAUACCCUCCCUCGGUGACGCCGUUUGGGCCGCCGUCUCUCAACCCUUUCGUACAAACCGUGCCGAUGCCUCCGCCACUCACCCUGGUCAGGCCCCUGGGCGGCCCCUUUGGUCCUUCGUUAGGCCAUGCGUACAGUUCCAGUUACAUCACGUCCAACUCCAGCUUCUUCCAGCCCCAGAGGCCUCCCCUCAACCCUCUGACCCUCUCCAUGCCCAACCUCUUUGCCAAGUCUCCCUCCGCUCCACCGCCGGCUCAGCCUCCUUCCCAGAGUGGCGUCCUUCGACCGACGCAGCCCUCUGGCCCUUCUAAGAACCGGACAUUGCCUCUUACUCACACGGCGGUCAAGACGAGGCUGGUGGUGCGGCCCAGCAACCUCCCGCUCCUUCCCCCCAAGACCAAGGCUGGAGAACCUGCCUUGUGCCCUUCGAAGACUCAGCUGGCUAAAGACCCCUUUGAAGAUUUGUUAAAUAAAACCAAGCAGGAAGUGUCCGUCACGCCCGGUAAAGUCGAGCAGUUAAGAAGGCAGUGGGAAACAUUCGAGUGAGGCCCAUGAGCUCACAACGUCCUAGACUACUGGGUGUUGGGUCAAUAUAGUCUUUCCCCAAGUAAAGCAAGGUCAACCAGCUGGCACAGCUUCCUCCCUAUGAGGAGGAAGUCCUGGCUAAGCUUUGAAUAGGAGCCAGGAGACACACACACCCCUUUCACCUUUUCGCCUACCAAGGUCAUUGAGCUCCUUGGCGUUCUUCCACUUUUCCUCCAAAUAAGUAGACAGUUGACGAGAUCAAUCCUGGUCUCUUCUUGGCCAGCCUUGCCUCCCCAUAAUCAUGAACCUGUCACAAGCCCAGGUGAGCACUUGCUUCCAUACCGGAUGACAUUUUGAACCCAACCCCAAGUCACCUUGAUCACGAUCUGAACCUUUUUAGAUAUUUUUUUUUUGGGGUGGUGGGGUACCUUCUCCGACAUACAUGGGCUCAAGGCCCCAUGCGGUCCUCCAACUCCCUUCCCAGUCCCACCAAUCUCUGCACCCAACAUCCCUUGGCUCAGCCACCCCACCCCCCGUUUAACAUUCACGUGGUGGCACCACACCCGCUUUUCAGGGAAGCAGUGACACGUCUCUUCCUACCUAUCCACCGGUUGGCACUACCAGCAGUUGUUCCUUUUUUUUUUUGUAGAGCAACGACAUGCGAUUGUGGUGUCCCCAAGACCUCCUCUUAACUCUUAACUGUGUUGAUGUCCCAUGAACAUGUAUAUGUACAGUUACAAAAGUGUUACUCGGCGGCUUCCUUCCCCAGCCUGAUGGGAGGAGGAUGGAGGGGACCAUCUCUGGUCCAUGGAAGGUGUUGACGGGUGGCAGCCUCCACCUGCUGCAUGAUGGAACAGGGAUGACAGUGGUGUUGGUAGGACAGUGGUGAG
Pseudonaja textilis is the source of this 3032-nucleotide messenger RNA. The record is from RefSeq and is a predicted model, not a curated record. Lineage: Eukaryota; Metazoa; Chordata; Lepidosauria; Squamata; Elapidae.